AUGAGCGACAAAGACAGUGAUGACGAAUCGGCUAGUGUUGAUAUAGGACAACACCUAAAAGAGUCCGAUGAGCGGAACAAGAGGAAGAGAGAGGAAGCGGAAGCCCAUGAGUCUGAUGAUUCGUCAUCGAGUAGCAGUGUAGCCAAGAAACCAGCCGCAGUUGUUGUCCCAGUCUUGGUCCCAGUCUUACGCCCGGUCACAGUCGCAGUCGCAGCCCCAGCAGCCCCAGUCGCAGCGGCUCUCCCUCGUCCACGUCUUAGCUUGCAGCAAAUACAACACCGACACCAGCUGCAGAUACAGGAAAUGCAUGCACAGCUAGCCCGUGCAGUGCCGCAACCACCUUUGCCGUACUACGAAGAUGAGUUUGGCCAAGACAUGUACAUGCGGCAACUCAAAGCCGAGCAGUUACGCGAGCGACCGCCACGUCCUAGGAUAGUGCGUGAUGGAUCUCCUUUGCCUAUUGGAUCUCCUUUGCCUACUCUUGGAGCCCCUUCACCUAUGGUACAUUCCAGGUCCGCCUCUUCUGUAGAGAGAUCAACCUCACCGGCAGAGAGGAAGGCUGCUAGGGAGGUUCAAAGGAAGCACAAAGAAGAUCAAAAGCUUGCCAAAAAGCUUGCCAAGAGAGCGGAAGAGGCUAGACUGGCCAAGGUGGUAGCAACGAUGAUUGCUGGGUAUCAGCACGCUGAUCACAAGCAUAAAAUUGUGAUCGGGCAAGAGAAGAGCCCUAAAGACGGUGAGAUUUACGGCGUGGCUGUGUCAUUCACAAUGCGUAAAGGACAACCAACCGAGGAAGUCUUGGACUUAACCAAAUUCAAUAGCAAGGACAUUCGUGCUUUUUCUCUAAAGUGUGGAGUAAAGGGAGGCGGCGGUAUGACACUGUUCGGUUGCAGGAUGGAGAUCGCCCGCAGUGUUCAGAUGGGAACGAUGUACAACGACCAAUCAAUUUCCAACCCAGGAUCCUCUUCCGUAACGAAGAGGAUCAACACUCUCUUUAAGGUGUUGAAUAUUUGCUUCCACGCUAACAAUUUCAAUGACUUUGUUGCUCUCAACGACAGUAAGCAACGAAAGGACUACGAACAAGAGCCUCUCUCGGAGAAUGGAGUUACUGGAAAUCCGGUCAAGGACUUUUGGGUUCUUGUGUCGAACGAAAUGAACGAGACGGCGGACGACUCUUUUGAUACCGUCUUAGGACUGCAAGAGGGGGAAGACGACAGACUCAUUGAAUGGAACGAAGAACACGGUUUCAAUCUUAAUGACAUCAACCGUGGCCACGACUUUAAGUCAGUUCGACAGCUUGUGUGUGAUUUGAUGAAAGCUCGGGAGAGAUGUCACUUCGAAAUGAAGAGGUCUGGCGAGGGCAGCAACGAUCUAUGGACGUACUGCACAACACCGAAGUUCACUAAACCCCGACAAUCUACUGCGGCUCUACCGGCAGUUGCUGUCUACUACUGUAACCAUCUUUGCCUCAUACAUCCGGCCAUUGAUGGCAAGUUCGCAGCGUUUAUGAGCAACGAUUUGAAAAGUGACUCUACGAUUGAAUUUGCCGGGAGCGCCGAUUCCGCUGGUAGCAAAGCUGGAAAAAUGGCUGUAUCCGCCGUGGUGGAAUCCCUUGCCACCGCCACCACCGAUUUGAAGGAAGCAAUGAGCCAAAGAAACAACGUGUCGGAGGCAAUCUCUCAAACGAAUAGCUGGAAUGACUAUUUCGAUAUAGGCGAUCGGUAUUGUAAAUUGAAGGCAGAUAUCCGCAACGGGGAUUCGUCCAAAGCACGUAUGGUUGCAGCCAUGGAAGUUCGUAUCGAACAACUUGAAGCGCACUUGAAUAUCGUGCCGGCCAAGUCAAUUAUUGAAACAGAGGACUAA
Molecule: messenger RNA, 1860 nt
Organism: Seminavis robusta
Lineage: Eukaryota; Bacillariophyta; Bacillariophyceae; Naviculales; Naviculaceae
Source: the annotation of a GenBank genome assembly